This is a messenger RNA of Drosophila grimshawi, 12585 nucleotides long. RefSeq names its product ubiquitin carboxyl-terminal hydrolase puf (gene puf). The transcript has 20 exons. Bases 285 to 12191 code for a protein of 3968 amino acids. The record is from RefSeq and is a predicted model, not a curated record. Lineage: Eukaryota; Metazoa; Arthropoda; Insecta; Diptera; Drosophilidae. Gene Ontology annotation, cellular component: nucleus; cytosol. Gene Ontology annotation, molecular function: cysteine-type deubiquitinase activity; cysteine-type endopeptidase activity. Gene Ontology annotation, biological process: protein deubiquitination.
GAGAAUUUUUUAUAUAUGCAAUGCUAGACAAGUACGUAUUGUGUGCAUGAGAGUGAGUGGCAUUAAGUUCGCAAUAUAAAUGGAAUUGCUUGGAAGCAACAAACGACUGACGAUAUCAAAUAAAAGCCCACCAACAAAUUCGACUUUGCGACAACGGCAAACGCUGGCAGAGGCGAAGGAGGCAACGGCAACGGCGAAUCAAACGGAUCUUAAGAAGUAGAAGCAGCCGCCGCAGCAGCAGCUACGGCUUUCGGUAUAGCCGCACCAAAAACAACCAGAGCACAAUGUGCGAGGUUUGCGCCGAUUUCCAAAAUCUAUUGGAGCUGUAUGAGGUGCGCGUGGCCAGUUCGGAGCUUAAGUUUCAGCUGCUGCUAAAGAGCGAAAUUGAGACGACAUUCAACUACAUUCAGUCGUGGCCACAGCGUCAGUGCAUGUGCUUGUAUCGUGACAACAAGAACUAUGAUCGUUUCAAUCUGGUGGUGCAGUCGCUCAUCUGUCUGACGGUGCAGCAUUUGAAGCACAUCGAUCAUCUGAUCGACAGCUAUAAGCGUUUGACUGCCAGCGCAGCGCAGGUGGUCGCCCAGGCGCAACGGAAGCCACCAGCACCGGAAAGGGAGGCACACAACGACAAUGACAGCGAAAGCGAAAACAAGUCCAAGGAGCAGCUGGCGUCCUCGUCGUCGUUAUCAUCGUCAUCGCCGACUUCUGCCCGCGCCGCUGAUGAGAACAAAGCCAAGCUUGCGGACGGCAGCGGCGAUGAGGAGAAACGUGCCUCGGGCGAUGGCCCCGGACCGCCAAAGAAGCCACCAACAACACCGCCACUGCCAGCCCCACCAAGUAGCACCAAAUCACAUCCACAAUACACCGAAGAGCCAUGGAUACUGCCGGAGGUGGAGAAGCUGCUCGUUCUCGUUUCCAAGGUAUUUCUACUCAACUUUCCGCUGUACAUUGCCCACAAGCACGGCAUGCACUCCCGCCUAGACGAUCUACAGGCUGACGAAGCGCACCACUUGGCCCUAAUCUGCGAUCUGCACGACAACGAUCUGCCCAUCUACCUGCUGCGCAACGUGAGUCUCUUCUGCAAUUCGGGCGGCUUUGGCGCCAUGUCCCUCUGCUUCGAGCAUCCCGAUUUGCCUGUGUCCACGGCACACUCCAUGACUGCCACAGUGUCGAAUGUGAAGCUCUGGCUCAACUAUCACUGCAACACCCAGCUCUUUGUGCCACUCCGCAGCCGCAUUCUGCAGUACAUGUGCAAGCUAUCCGAUCAGAAUCUGCGUUCAGCGGCGACGCGUGCCAUGGCUGACUUUGUGUGGUCCUCCAUGCGGGAUCCCCUCGACGUGGCCGUCAACUUUGAUACCGAGGGCCUGGCGCUGGCUUUCAAGUAUUUCACAUCCACCACACUGACGAUGCGUUUGGCGGGCAUGGCGCAGAUCAAUGCUCACAUCAAUUUAUUCAAUGAGAUCUGCACAACGGAGACGGUCAAUGAGGUGGAGCUGUUUGGUCAGCGCAUUGCCAACUGGCUGACGGAGAAUCAGAUUGUGCAGCAUCUGUUUGGGCCGAAUCUGCACGUGGAGAUUGUGAAGCAGGCGCAUGUACUUCUUAACUUCCUGGCCGUGGAGAAUCAGAUCUCCGAGGAGGACAUCAAGCUAAUUUGGCAAGCAACGCAGCUGAAGCACUGCUCGAAGACCAUAUUUGAUAUUUUACCGGCACUCGUAAAGAAUCUGGCACCGCGUCCGGCCAUGCAUUUGUAUUCGCUGCUGUGCCGCAUGGAUCCCAAGGAGCACACGGAGCAAAGCAUUUACAUUGCCUCCGCCCUGACCAAGUUGAUUUGGACGCGCGAUUGCACGCGCAGCCAAAUGAAUUUGAUGCAAGACCAUUUGCUUGGCUCGAAUGUGACGGCCUCCAGCUCGGACAGCGGCAGCAUUGAGGGUAGCAACACCGAGGAUGAUCAUGUCGGUGCCGACGACAGCAGCAUUGCUAGUGGUGGUGGCGGUGGCGGUGUCAGCGGAGGAGGUGGUGGUGGUCACAAAAGUCCCGUCGAUGGGGUAACACCUUGCAAACAGGCCAGGCACAGGCGGCAUAUUUGUGAUCCCACCACCGAGAAGGUCAAGCAACUGAGUGGCGAGGACAUGGCCAAGGUGGACAUCAAAAACCAUCGCAUUGUGAACAUCAUCGACAACACCAGCAGCGAGGAGGAGUUGCAAUCGCGAGCUGCUCUCGAGCUGCAGAUGCAUCGCAAGAAGACGAGCAACAAGCGCCGCCGGCCAAAAGCCAGCAGCAACAAACAACAGCAGCUGUUGCUGCCGCAUGAGCUCGUCGAAAUAUGGGACGGUGCCGAGGAUGUGCCCAGCAGUGAUGACGGCGAUGCCGAUGGCGAUGGCGAACUGCUCGCAGACAGCGAUGAAUGCAGCGAUGGCGCCGGCCAUCAACUGGUGCCCGCCGCUGUCCUGAAACAUUUGCACGGCGAAGGACCGUAUAUACGUGCCAUUGCCGAGACGAACAUCAGCGAACUGUUGAGCGGCGCCGAGAAUGAUGGCAGUUAUUCCUCGCCCAUGAGCAAUAAAUCGGAGAAGAAUCUUGCCGACUUCGAUGACGAGGAUGUGUCGCCGUGCGAGGAGGAAUUGGCGCAACUUGUCAAUUCUCAUGUGGGCCGUGUGACUGCCCCAAAUUGUGAUGUUGCACCGGGCUUUGCAGCUGCCGCCGCUGUUGCUCUGAUGGCCGUACAAUCCGCCGUGGCCAUGCAAAAGUCCGGUGAAUCGAAUGUGGCUGUUGCCGCCGCUGCUGUUGCCGCAGCCGCUGUUGCCACCGGCAAUGCGCAACAAUCGUUGGCGGCCAUGCGACAUCAGGCGAAUGCAGCGGCCGCCGCUGCUGCUGCCGCCGCUGCCAAAUCAAAGUCGGACUCCGAUGUGGAUCUCAUGGAGGGCAGCAACAAGCAGCAGCACUCACCCAAGGCGGCCAACAAUCAGCCCUCCUUCAAGCUCAACGAUGUCUGCCAGCCUGGCAAUACGCUACUCUGGGAUCUGCUGCAGGAUGACAAAAUUGGUCAACUUGGCGAAUCUCUGGCAUUGGAGGCGGAGAAGGCACUGGCGACGCUGCUAUGCUUCAGCAUGGACCGCCAGCUGCGCACAAAGUUCAUUGAGGGUUGUCUGCAGAACGUGGCGAACAAUCGCAGUGUGAUUGUCAGCUUGAGAUUGCUGCCGAAGCUGUUUGCGUCAUUCCAACAGUUUCGGCAAUCGGACACACACACAAUGACGAUGUGGGCAGAGCGCAAUCAUCGCAUGAUGCAGUGCUUCUUCAACAACAUUCGCCACUAUGCCAGGCGGCAUGCGGAGCUGCUGAUCAAUCAGAAUGGGGAGCAGCAACAGCAGCAGCUGGGCCUUCAGCUAUACUCGCACAAGACGCAAGUUUCAGUGCGGCUGCAGUUUCUGUCAUCGAUCUUCUCGUCGGUGGGCUCGCCAAAGAACUUUCGCCUCACGUUGGACCAGUUGGACGCACUGUGGGAGUGGCUAGCGCAUGAUCCCGAGUGCUCCGACUGCUAUUUCUCGUGGCUACAGGCGCAAACCAAGGGCGGCGAUCAACAUGCCCUCGGCAUCGAUGCCCUGCAACAUUUAUACUUGAAAAAGCUACCGGAACUGCGACCCGAAGAGUUCUCCAUGGUGGCGUUGGGCCUGUUCCAGCAACUGUGCAGUUUCGCCCGCAUCGCCAUGGCCGAGUACGAGAAGCACAGCGAUGCCAUCACCGCCAAUUCCAGUGCCGUAGGCAUGUACCACUUGUGGCAGAUCGCAUUGCGUGCCCAGAGCAACGAGGUCUCGCUGGCAGCGAUCCAAUACAUCAACAUGUACUACAUGGGCCAGCAGCUGCGCCUGGAAAAGGAGUUUGUCUCCCAGUGCAUGGACAACUUGGUGCAGGCGGCAACAGCAUUGGAAUGCAUUGAGGAUGAGAAUGCCUUGAUGCGAGUACAGCGUGGCUUGCUGCUGUUGAAUACGCAUCUGGACACGUUUAGGCGACGCUAUGCCUUCCACUUGCGGCGCUGGGCAAUCGAGGGCAAGGGGAUUGGCUCGCACAGCAAUUUGAAGAACGAGGGCGCCGGUCCACCGUUGAGGAUUGUGCUGCAACAGGCUGGGCUAUCGGAGAAGAGUCUGCUGCAGAUGCAUGCCUGUGAUCUGAUUGCCGAUCUCAAGGCGGAGGUGUCCAAGUGGUGGGAGAGCCUGCAGUCGGGCAUGACGGCGCCGGUGCUGGGCCUGCUCUUAAGCGACGGUCCGCUGCGGAUAAUAACACAGGGCCAGGAGCUCACCUCGGACUAUGAUGAGCGGACGUUGGGCGAUGCCGGCUUCAAGGACAAUCAGAUUGUGUACGUCUCGUUGGGCGGACGUGGUGCGCGGCGCAAGGAGACAAAUGUGGAGCAUCCAUCGAUGUUGCCGCCACCGCCAAAGGAAUGCCUGCCGACGGUGCUACUGCUGCAACCGAAAUACUUUGAGAAACUCUUCUGUCUGAUGCAGACGCUGGGCGACAUGAAGCCGCAGUCGUCAACGGUGCAUCUGCAGCAUCACACCAAGGCACAGCUUUUGUCGCGCCGUGUUUGGGACAUAUUAGCGAUGCUGCCGACGAAUCCGCACAUUUUGGAUGCGUUCAAGAAUCUGGUCAACGAUCUCAAUGAGCUGCAGCAAUUGGACGCCGUCGGCGAUCAGGAGCAGCUGGCCAACAAGCGCAAGCAAAUCAAACAGAAGUUCAACGAACUGCUCGAUCCUAGCAAUCUGCAAAAGUUCAUGUACUCCCUGCACAUCGUCGAGAGCCUGGCGCUGAGCAGCGCACCGCGUCAAGCGGCUGCUGCCGGCGCUGCUGCGACCGGUUCCAAUGGCAGUCUGGUCAUUGUGGAGCAGCCGCGUCUUAAGAAGGGCACCAACCGCCGGCACAACAGCAACGAGCAGCCGCCGGAGCCAAAACGGAGCAGCAGCAGCAGUGAUUGCAGCAAGGAGCUGAUCGGCUGCUCAGAGCUGGAUACGACGACGACGACACAACCAUCGACGCCACGCUCCGGCAGCGAUGCGGAUGUCACCGAAUUCCAGUCCAGCGGCGGCGACAAAGAGAACCAUCCCAAGCAGAUUAGCAAGCGGCAGAAGAAGAUCGAUGCACCGAUCGAGCUAGAGCGUCCAAUUGGCUGUGUGACACCACCACCGCCGCCAGCAGCGCCGGCGGCAGCAGCAACCAUAUUGCCAGCGGCGACAGCGGCGGCGCCCGUGCGCAGUGUGCUGCUCGGCGAGAGCAGCAAGUGGAGCGAGGCAUUCAUAAAAUGCGGUGGACUGCAGCAUCUGUACGAGAUCUUCAGCGGCGGCCAGCUGCAGCAGAGCGCCCAUGCCAAGGAGCUGGCGCUGAACGAGUGGCGUCACGACUGCCUCGCCAGCCUGUUACGCAUCCUUUGGCUGUUGGGCUUCGAGGAGCUGCAGACGCAGGAUGCACACGUGCUGAUGUCGCGACCGCAUGCCUUCAUGCUGCAGCUAAUGGAGGUGCCACAGUGUCUGCAGCGUCUCUCGAGCAUUCUCAGUGAUGAAGUGCAUCAGCAUUUGUCCACCGGCGCCACCUCGUUGGUGUUCCCCUAUCAGUUCCAUCAGCUGCGUACUGGUUUCUGGGGACGCGCCCAACUGGUACAGUUCACCAUGAAUAUUCUGGUGAGCUUUGUGCAUGCCUCGUCCGAGGCGCGUCGUCUGCUCUGGUCCCAGCCGGAGCAAUGCACGUGGCUGCAGAAGUUCAUACUCGAGGAUCCGGAGCCGGCGGUGCGCCGUGAAAUCUGCGCCGGUCUCUAUCGCAUCUGUUUGGGCAAUGCGCAAAGCUAUCGUCUGCUGUUGGCGCCGCUGCUGCACAAGCUGAUCGCCCUGCUGCCGCGUGCCGAGCAGAUGAGCUCCUCGGUGCAGCACACCCAGUUUCUGCUCUCCGAGGAGGGCAAGGAGCCGUAUGGACCGGCGUGUCGAGAUUACUUCUGGCUGCUGGCGCGACUCGUGGACACCCUGACGCCCGAAAUGGUCGCCGAGGAGCGCAUCGAUAUCGAGCUGCUGUGCGAGAGCAUCUCGGAGAGCAUUCUCGGCCGGGACUAUCACGAACUGCGGCACGGCUAUCAGGAUGAUGGCCUGGUCGGGCUGCUAAAUCUCAUGUCGAACCUGAUCAAGUACGACACCAGUUACAAGUACAGAACGAAGGCGCUCAGUUUCAUUGAGCAGCUCAUCGAGUUUCUGUUCGAGAUGCCCUCACCGGCCAACCGGCAGAAGCCCAAAUGCAAAUCGGCCACAUCGCGUGCCGCUGCAUACGAUCUGCUCGUAGAGCUGUCCCGCGGCUGUGCCACCAACUAUGGCUAUCUGCAUGGUCGCCUGCUGGCGCAGCACAAGUCCGGACCCAAGCAGCCGUAUCCCUGGGACUAUUGGCCACGUGACGAGGGCCGUGCCGAGUGCGGCUAUGUCGGCCUAACGAAUCUGGGUGCCACCUGCUACAUGGCCAGCUGCAUACAGCAUCUGUACAUGAUGCCACAGGCGCGUGCCGCAAUUUUGCGCCUGCCCCCGGCCGGGGCACAGAAGCAUGCGCCGACGCUGCUGGAAUUACAACGAAUGUUCGCUUAUCUGUUGGAGUCGGAGCGCAAGGCGUAUAAUCCGCGUAGCUUUUGUCGGGUCUAUCAGAUGGACCAUCAGCCGCUGAAUACGGGCGAGCAGAAGGAUAUGGCCGAGUUCUUUAUUGAUCUGGUGUCGAAGCUGGAGGAGAUGACACCCGAUCUGAAGCAUCUGGUGAAGCGUCUGUUCUGCGGCACCUUGAGCAACAAUGUGGUCUCAUUGGAUUGCGGACAUGUCUCGCGCACCGCCGAGGAAUUCUAUACGGUUCGCUGUCAGGUUGCGGAUAUGCGCAAUCUGCAGGAGUCGCUCGACGAGGUGACCGUCAAAGAUACGCUCGAGGGCGACAACAUGUACACGUGCUCGCAGUGCGGCAAAAAGGUGCGCGCCGAGAAGCGCGCCUGCUUCAAGAAACUGCCACAGAUACUGUGCUUCAAUACGAUGCGAUAUACGUUCAACAUGGUCACCAUGCUCAAGGAGAAGGUCAACACGCACUUCUCAUUUCCGCUGCGUCUCAAUAUGUGCCACUAUGUGGAGAAGACGCUGAUGCCGCAGCAGUACAAGGAGGAUCGCGAGAAGCGGAAGCGCGAGGAUCUCGAGGCAGCGGAGAACGAAAAGGCUGAGGCGACACUGGACGCUGACAUCGAGGAGUGCUAUGAGUACGAAUUGGUUGGCGUUACAGUGCACACGGGAACCGCGGAUGGUGGACACUAUUACAGCUUCAUCAAGGAGCGCACGAAAAGCAAUUAUCAUCCGCACGAGCGUUGGUUCCUUUUCAAUGAUGCCGAAGUCAAGCCAUUUGAUCCCUCGCAAAUAGCAGCCGAGUGCUUUGGUGGCGAGAUGACAAGCAAAACGUACGACUCAGUGACCGAAAAGUAUUUGGACUUUAGCUUUGAGAAGACCAAUUCUGCGUAUAUGCUGUUCUAUGAGCGACGCUUGCCUGAACAUCUGCAGCGUCGACACUCGGAGCUACUGGCGACGCCAACGCCAAGUCCCACCAACGAGGAUAAGCCCGAAGCGGAAGAACCCCUUAAAGCGGAGACGCUGAUUAACAAUAAUAAAAAAGAUUCCACAAAUGAGGACGAGGCGCAUCCACCACUUAAGGCACAGCCGCUGGAGAAAGAGAGGGAUGAGAGCCAAACUGAAAAGUUGCAGCCAGAGCAGCAGCAGGAAGAGUCCGCCAAGAACGAUGAUGAGAAGAAGGGAGAGGAGGAGCAAAUAACAGCCAAUUGUGAUAAUUUGAAGUCGAAUAAUAACAAAGAACAACCGCAGGCGUCAACCUCAAAGGGUGCCGUCGUCGCGGAAGCCAAAGUGUCCACAAAGCCACAACAGUUUCGUCCAUUGUUGAGCAAGGAGCUAGAGGAUUGGAUAUGGCAGGACAAUAGACAGUUCCUGCAAGAUCGCAACAUCUUCGAGCACACCUACUUCAACUUCAUGUGGCAGAUUUGCGGCCAUAUACCACAGACAUUAAUCUCGGACACGGACGUCACCUGCAUGGCGGCCAAGUUGUCUGUGUCAUUUUUUAUUGAAACAUUCAUACAUGCCAAGGAAAAGCCCACGAUGGUUCCUUGGGUGGAAUUGCUUACAAAGCAGUUUAAUGCCAGUGAAGAGGCUUGCGAAUGGUUCCUUUCGCACAUGUCCGUGGAACCAUUUUGGCCCGUACAGGUGCUAAUCCAGUGUCCAAAUCAAAUGGUGCGUCAAAUGUUUCAGCGUCUGGUCGUUCAUGUCAUACAGCGGCUACGUGCAACACAUGCUGAUCUGUAUCUGGGCGUUGAAACGGAUGAAAAUGACAGGGAGCUGAUUGGCCAGGCAUCGUGUGUGACACGGUUUAUAAGCUCGCUAAUUUCGCUGCUGGAGCAUGGAGCUCGCUCGCAUUUGCGUCAUUUGUCCGAAUACUUUAGCCUGAUGUGCGAGUUCUCGCGCAUGGGCGAUGAGGAGGCAUUGUUUCUGUUGCGCAUCGGUGUACUCAAGAGCCUGGUCGACUUCUACCUGGGCCAUAAGCAAACGGAUAGUAUUGACAUCAGCUCGGACAACGAGGACAACUCGUCAGAUGAAGCGCUUUCAGUUGAAAAAAUGCGUCCAGCGUCGCUAGACAAAAUGAUUGCACUCUGUGCCAGUCUUGUGGAGCGUUCGCGUGGCGCCGAUUUUCGAUUGAGACUGUCGCCGAAAGACUUCAAUGCCAUUGCCGGCGGAAAGGGCUUUCCAUUUUUGUAUCAACAAAUAAAGGACGGCAUUAAUCCGCACCAGACAAAGCAUUUAAUCCAUGCGCUCUGCCGCUGGGACGAUCGCUUGGCCACCCAAAUCAUCAGUAUGCUCUUCGCCUCGGUCACCAAGCACACCGAGCUCUGUGCACCAUUCUUCAAGCUGCUCACUUUGCUCACCGAGACGCAGGGCGGACCGGUUGGCCUGCCCUGCUUCACCCAGCUAGUGCUGCCCCGCAUGUGGGAUGCGGCCGAGUACUGUCCACAGUCAGUGCUUGACUGGCUGUCGCUGCAGGCGACAAAAAAUAAAAUCGCCCAUGCCUGGAUACUACAGUCCGCCGAGCAAUGGCUGGAACAGUUUCUCCUCGCCCACGAUAAUACGCGCGUACGAAAUGCCGCUGCCUGUCUGCUGGUGGCGUUGGUGCCCUCGCAACCGUUUCGGGCCAACUUUCGCGCCCACUCGCAGCACAAGUUGUUGGCCCUCAAUCCGCACAGUUACCGCGACAUCAACAGCGAUGCCCAGGUGGUGCUGCAUCAGGUGAUCACAUUGCUGCUGCGACUACUGCGUCCAGCGAGGGUGUAUGCGGACAUUGGGGCACAUGGCACCACAAAGUUGACCGCCUAUUUUAAUCUACUCAGCUACUGUAUGGUUUCAAAGACUGAAAAACUAAUGAUAGGUUCGUUUAUGCGCUCCCUGUGGGAGCUGUUCCAUCCGCGUCUCUCCGAGCCCAGCGUACCGGCGCAUCACAACAAGCACGCACUGCUCACCUUCUGGCAUCAUUCGCUUGUCGACUGCCCCGAAAAUGCGGCCAUGGUCGCCAACUGUCCGGAGAUUACCCGCAACAUUGCAUUUAACUAUAUACUUGCCGAUCACGAUGACGCGGAAAUUGUUACUUACAAUCGGUCCAUGCUGCCCGCCUACUAUGGACUCCUGCGUCUGUGCUGUGAGCAGAGUCGAGCACUCACCCGCCAAUUGGCACAGCAUCAGAAUCUACAAUGGGCCUUCAAGAACAUCACGCCGCAUCCCACACAAUAUGCGGCCGCUGUUGAUGAGCUCUUUAAACUGAUGGCACUGUUUGCCACCCGCCAUUCGGAUGCCAGCGAACAGGAGAAACUGGAUGUCAUCGCCUUCAGACGCUCCGUCAUUGUAGCCUACACAAGCAGCCUGGACGCACGGGUCUCCUGGUCCACUCUCAUUAGUGCGCUCAAAAUACUGGUGGACAACGACGAUGAUCGCAUGCUGGUCAUUUAUAAUGGCGGCAUUGAGAUGUGCUUCGAGGCGUUGCACACGUUACAUUCCAUGCAUCACGAGGCAACCGCCUGUCAUGUGGCUGGGGAUCUGUUGGAUCUGCUCGGGGAGAUGGUGCUGCUGCUGGCCACGUUGCGCAUGCGCACCGACAAUCCGGCGCAAAAGAAGCAGCAGCAACAGCAACUGGAGCAGCAGCUGCAAUUGCAGCAGCAACAAUUGCUGCAGAAGCAACAGCAGACGCAGUGCACCCAAGCGCCACAGACGCCCCAGCAGAAGGAGAAGCAGCUGCAGCAGCAAAUGCAGCAGCAUCUGCAAUUGCAACAAAUGCAGUUGCAGCAACAGCAUUUUCUGCGCCAGCAACAUCAACACUCGGCAUUGGCCAAGGCGCUGCCCGAUGCCAUCAAGCGGCUGGCAACGCUGCUGAACACAUUCAACUCGCCGGAGAUUAGUCGCAUGGCGCUGGAGGUGCUCAAGGAGCUGGUGCGCAACACCAGCCUGGAGGCCACCAGCAUUUUGGCGCCCAUUUUAAUCAACUGCCAUUUGUCUGUGGCCAAUGCACCCAACGCAAUUGGCCCCUUGGGACCCUAUUUUCCACGUCGCGGUGCCAAACAAACGCCGUGGCCACUGGGUGCCAAGAACUCGCCACGACCACCCAGGCCGAUGGUGCAGAUGUGCAUUGCCCUGUCAGAGUUGGCGCCACGUGGCCUCGACACCGAGUACGAUGCCCAAGUGGAUGCCUUCUACAGGCCGUAUCAUGACUUCAUCGAUGUGAUGCUGCGCAUGUGCAUCAACACGGGCACCCUCAACGACACUCUCGUCAAGCUGCACUGCCUGGUGGCCAUUGAGUCGACGCCGCUCCAUUUCAACUACUUUCCCAAAUUCUGGGUGGGCAUACACAACAAUGCACUAACGCACAAAUAUUCGGAACUGCUUGUGAAGAAUCCGUUGCUAAUCGAGUAUCUGCAUAAUGUGCUCAGAGAUGAGCGGAGCAUGCUGAAGGAUACUUUUGUGCGAGAGUUUCUGGAGCUGUACUAUCACAAAGUGGCCGCACAGCUGCCGGUGGCUCGAAUGAUCUACACGAUUAACUAUGGCAUGCACUCCAAGGAUGACAUCGAGGAGCUCUGCGGUGAUCUCUUUGCCAUACGCAUUAUUGCCCAGGCGACGGGUGUGCCGACCUCCGUGCGCAAGGAACUCCGCGGAUCGCUAAGGGCGCUGCUCAACAAGAGCGAGCGCUUUCAAAAGGAAGUGGAGCGAGAUCAAUUCCCAAACAAGAAGCAAAAACGUGAAUCCGGCAAGGAGAAGGAGCAAACGUCAUCAGCCGGCCAGUCUGAGGCAGAGACCGCAGACAAUUCGCCAGAUGGCAAAGAGAAGGUUGAAUCGGUGGAUAAGAUCAGCACGGCGGAUGUGUCCAUGGAAAUGCCCAGUGACUCUGCUGUAGGCGCUGACGAUGCUGCUCCUGCUGCUGUCGCUGUUAGUGUCGCUGCAACGGAACCAGCGACACCAGCUGCUGACUACGCGGACGAGCAUAUGGCGAGUCCUGCUUCCGAGAAGCAAGAGAAAGGAUCGAUUCCCUCGUCCGAUGACGAAACGGAACUGGAAGAUGAAUUGGAGCCGACACCCAAGCGUAAUAAGAAAUCGGCCAACAAGAAGACCGCUCACGAUCGGGCCAACGAGGAGCGCAAGCGGCGUCUGAGCAAUUUGCUCUCCAUGGAAUCCUACAUACAAAGCAUUUUUACCAUCAUCAAACGAGAUGGGGGAAAUGCGUCCAAUGCAGCAGCUCCUAGCAGCAGGGAGCUGCCCAGUGAAGAGUUGCCUGUUGAGGCAUCCACAUCAGCCGCUGCUGCGGCGGCAAUCCGGGCCAGGCCCAAGGGUGCCACAACGCCGCCGGAGCCCGAGGAUGAUAUACUGCAGGGCAAUUACAAUUUUGAGAUUGAUACAAGCGAAAUGAAUUUACACGCAACUCUACCGCUGAAGUCCAAGUCGGUCAACGGUCAGGAUCAGGAUCAGGAUCAGGAGGCGGCGGACACAUUCAAUGAAUCGCUGCCGGCGGCAACUGCAGCUGUGGUCAACAGCGUCGUCCCACCCAUCAGCGCCGCUGCCGGCAGCGUUGUUGCAUCCACUUCCCAGGCAGCGAGUCCAACACAAAUUUAGUUGUCGUUCAAUGAUUUGCUAAGCAUUUUAUUUUACGGCAAGCCAUUGGAAUGAUGAUGGUGGUGAUGAUGAUGAUGAUGAUGAUGAUGAUGGCAGGCUAGGCGGCUAGGCGCAUCCGACAAUGGCUAUACACUGGCUCAGGCUGAGGCUCACAUAGGUACUACUACUACGAAUUUUUGGCCAAAGGUCAAAAGUUGAUGCAAGGAAUGAUUUGAACAACCCAAGGUUGGUGCUAUGCCUCCUUCGUGGCACGCGGAGGCGAACGAUUUUUGAGCAAGGACAGUUAUACUAAAUUAAAAUUAAUCUAGCAACAUAUUCAAGCGGUAACACAUCAAUUCAAAUAGUUAUGUAAUUCACACACACACGCACACAUCUACAUCGACACGCAUAUAUA